GCUAGUUAAGAUGGUGGUUAGAGCGUAAAGUGUCUCUACAGAUAAGAAAGAAAAGGGCAAAACAUCUAUCAAGCCUUUUGAAUUAUAGCGAAAUAAUAAACCUAACAUAAUCUAAAGUGUCUAUCUAUACAAAUCUGGACAGUUCAGAGACAUUAGCAAUCCCCGCCCAAUUUGGUGUGACUGUCCAUUUGGAGUGGAAUCCCUGUAAUACGGACAGGCCCGUGACCAGCCGUGACAUCUGCUCCACCUCGCCGUGCCAUAGGAUGUCCCACAGCCCCGAGAUAAAGGACGACUCCAUGGAGUGCCCCCUGUGCAUGGAGCCGCUGGAGAUUGACGACGUAAACUUCUUUCCCUGCACCUGCGGCUACCAGAUCUGCCGCUUCUGUUGGCACCGCAUCCGCACUGAUGAGAACGGCCUCUGCCCUGCCUGCAGAAAGCCGUACCCGGAGGACCCUGCGGUGUACAAGCCCCUGUCACAGGAGGAGAUUCAGAGGAUAAAGAACGAGAAGAAGCAGAAGCAGAACGAGAAGAAACAGAAGGUGACAGAGAAUCGGAAACACCUGGCCAGUGUCAGGGUGGUGCAGAGAAACCUGGUUUUUGUUGUCGGGCUCUCUCAAAGGCUCGCAGACCCAGAGGUUCUAAAGAGGCCAGAGUAUUUUGGGAAGUUUGGGAAAAUACACAAGGUGGUCAUCAACAACAGCACAUCAUAUGCAGGUUCACAGGGUCCCAGUGCUAGUGCCUAUGUCACUUACAUCCGCUCUGAAGACGCCCUCAGAGCAAUACAAUGUGUGAACAAUGUGGUGGUGGACGGUAGGACACUCAAGGCUUCUUUAGGCACAACAAAAUACUGCAGUUACUUCCUCAAAAGCAUGCAGUGUCCCAAACCAGACUGUAUGUAUCUACACGAGCUGGGGGACGAGGCGGCUAGCUUUACGAAAGAGGAGAUGCAGGCCGGGAAACACCAAGAAUACGAGCAGAAACUACUCCAGGACCUCUACAAAAUGAACCCCAGCUUUCUACAAACACCAACGUGUUCAGGGGAAAAGUCCAAAAGCAAAUCUUCAAAUUCUACACAAAGACCCAGCAACGGCAAGGACGGGUGGCCAACACUAUCGGUGUAUGGUGGCAAACUGGCCAAUGGGCUGUCGGAGGACAGGAAAUCUCCUCCGCUGCUAGACUGCUGUCUGGACCCAGAAGUCAUGACCUCAGACGGGUUAAGACUUGGCUUGGGGCUGGACACAGGGAUGGGGUCUGUCCAGGGGGCUGCCCUGUCCCCCUUCUCUUCUAAUUGUGACAGCAACGGUCCCAGCGACAAACCUCCGGAAUCAAUAGGUAUGGUGAAUGGAGAGACUUUACAACAGAUGCCUAACCGCGAGUCCCCUUCCCCUCCCCCGGGGCUGACUAAGCCCCCCAGCAGUCUGGUGGUUCCCAUCACUGUAGCAGACCUCACCGCCCGCUCGCCCUUCGAGGGGGCUGCUGCAGAGUCCCAGUCCCUGUUCUCCGACAACAGUAACUUCAGACACCCCAACCCCAUCCCGUCCGGCCUGCCCCCCUUCGCCAGUUCGCCUAGAGGGGGAUCCGACUGGCCCAUGACCCCCGAACCACAGAGCCUCUUCGCAUCAGACACAAUACCGGUAUCCUCCUCCACAGACUGGCAGGCAGCCUUCGGCUUCGGCUCCUCUACUAAACAGCAGCAGGACGACGACCUGGGCUUCGACCCCUUUGACGUGACACGGAAGGCCCUGGCUGACCUCAUUGAGAAGGAGCUGUCAGUCCAGGACCAGCCCAGUCCCCUGGGGUCCCCCAGCCCCUUCGGCCUCCACCACCCCGGGUCCCACCACGGCCUCCACAUGCCCCUCUCCAACCCCAACCAUUUCCCCAGCAGCAUUGGACCUCCACCCCGCCUCUCUCAGCUCCACCACAGGCACAUUUCUAGCUCCUUUAGUUUCCCUGGUUCCCAGAGUCAGAGCAGUCAUCAUGGUGGAAGUCAGGCUGCCCAGGCCGCUGCAGCUCGGCAUACCUGGAUGGGCAUGCCUCCCUCGGCACGCAGCAAUAACCACCUCCUCUCACACUUGAACCACUCGGCCAAUGCUGGAGGAGGACAUAGCAACUUCCUGGACUUGAGCAUGCCUCCUCAGCACCACAGUCACAAUACAGGGCUGGGAGGGAUCCCCAUGUCAGAAAACAGCAGUUCUAUAGACGGCCUCAAUGUGAAAGAAUGGCAGGACGGUUUGAGAGCUCUCCUCCCCAACAUCAACAUCAACUUCGGGGGUCUCCCCAACUCCUCCUCAUCUUCUUCUUCCUCCUCUUCCUCCAGUAUGAACCACAUGGGGGCUCCUGGGGGGCUAAAUGGGCCAGGUGGUCUCUCACACAGUCUCAGCUGGGAUGGUACGGCCAGCUGGAUGGACCCAGCUAUCAUCACAGGUAGCAUCCCAGCCUCAGCAGGCAGCAGUUUAGACUGUCUCCAGGAGGACCAGAACCCUCCUCACUGGCUCAAAUCCCUCCAGGCCCUGACAGAGAUGGACGGCCCUGCACUGCCAUCACUCCCCCAGCAGCCCCAGAACCAGCAACACCAAUCCCUCCACCACAGCCACCACCAUGGCCUCCUAGACCAGGCCUCCUCACACCCACACCUCCACCACAGAGCAGGCUCUGGUUGGGCCCCCUACCUGCCCGGCCUGACCCAGCCCACACACCCCAACCCCAGCCAAUUCCACAGCCCUCCCCCAGGCUUCCAGACAGCCUUCAGACCCCCAGGCCAAAGCGCCACAGAGUUGCUACAGAGCGCCUCCGGCGGGGACCGCCACUAAACUAAAGACAGAUUACAGCAGACUACCCCCGACCCACGUCGUAAUCCCGAUCCCCAAUGCAAUACAGAUACAGUACACACACUAAUCUGCAGAUGAUCAGAUUAUGAAAAUGAUUAACAAAAUAACAAGGCUUUCUUUUUCUUUCUCCUUCCUCCUUUUUUUCUAUUCUAAAGGCCUAUUUGUUUGUUUUGGUUUUUGUGGCACAUGACAUGAAUGACCUGUUAACCCUUUGUCUGCUACUGACCGGCCCCACUGAGCUCCAGUAGUCAGGGUCACCUUCAGUAGGAUGCACUGUAGUCAAACGUUUUCAAACGGAAAAAUGAAAAGGAGCGUUUCUUAUUGGGCAGAUAAGUCCAUGUAAGUCCCUCAUGGGUUUUGUUUGGUGCAUAAUGAACACGACCCAGAUGAAUUGUUUGGGAUCAGACCGGUGCUGACUACUCUGAGCUUCACGUGGAGUCUGUCUGUAUGAUCUGGACGAGCACAGAGAAUAGGAGCAGUGAUACUUUUUGUGACACCCAAGACGAUAACUCCAAAUGUACAGGAGUCAAGAUUAGCUAACGUGAGUCAUUUUUAAGAAGUAAAUUUAUGAUUAAAAAUGAAACCUGUAGGAAAAUCGUCGUGAAAAAAAAGUGAAGUCAUGAUUACUCUUUGAGAAUGAAGCAACAAACUGAAUAGUGAAUCUGCUCUUAAAGCUUUGCCCCUCAUCCUCCCCACUUUGAAUAAAACAGGAGACUGAAUGAAACGGUUAACACUCACUCAGUGCAGAGAAGCUUUAAGGCGAACUAUAACUUUAAGGCAAAAAUGAUACCAAAUGCCUUUUAACUGAUUAAGAGGAGGUAAGAUUGAAAAUCUUUAGAGAAAAACAUGGGUAAAAAUUACUUCAGGCUUGUUUUAAUUGGUUCAGAUGACAGAAAAUGAUGCAGACAGAGAUGGUCACAGAUGGAUAUAAUGUUAGAAUGUGGGAGUUGAGGGCACAGCCAAGCCAAUCUGCUUCGGCUUCCCUGUUAGGCAGGGUCACAAUGGUCACGUUCCAGGCUGACAAUAUUGCAGUCACGCUGCACUCGCGCAGCAACCGAUGGUCAUCGACUUUGCUGAAUGGUGUCAGUCUGCUAUAUCAUAUGCGGUUAACUGAUAUAACUGAUUAGCUAUACCUGCUUAACUAGUUAGCUGAUACAGGCAUUGUGAGAUCUGGCAGGCAACUGCAAUGUAGUCUGCCUGGAAUGCGCCCCAAUGGUCUGUCUUGUACAGGUCAUUAAAACCCACAUUCCCUUUGGGGUCAUGGUGCCCCAUCCUGUAGUAGAGGAUGGAGCACUGCCUAACUGGGGGACUGAAGAAUAAUAAUUAGUCUCACGACUAUUCUCAGAUUGGAAGAAGAAUAGGCCUAGUGUCAGGAUACCAGACCUCAGCACGUUACAUGCUAGUUCUGGGGAAACUAAGAAUGGCUGGAGUGGAGGCCAAAAAAUUAAGAACGAUAUUUAAAGGAAAACACCCCAAAAUGAUAUUUUGAUAUCAUUUCAUUAGUUGAUUGUUGAAGUCCCAAUUUUUUUGCAUGGCAGCAAUCAAGUUAAGAUGUUUAACAUUCAAAAUUCAGAUUUACUGCUGUUAUGCUCUUUUUUUUUCAUAACAUGCUGCGUUUUGCAUCAUUUGAAGCAAAAUGCAUCAUGCCGGCUUUUUUUUCUUAUGUUUUUUGAAAGUUUGCGAUUAUAACAGCAGUGGACUGAAUGUUUUGGGGUGGAAUUUUACUUUAAAAACUGUUGGAGGGAAGAUGUAGGCUAAAAAUGGGACAUCCUAAGAUGUAGAGUUUGGUCUGAUCCGCACAGUGCCACUGUGUGGCAACUACAGUAGCUAAACCCUUAUCAGGAAAGUCACAAGAAGACCCAACAGAUGAAUGAUGACAGGGUUGAUGAAAAGGCUUCCUAGAUGUCACAAUGUCCUGAAAUGCACCUGUAGAAAAGAGUGAGAAUUUAAAUAAUGUCAUGCGAUAUAGGAGAUUGUGUGAAAGGAAGGUGCUAGAAGACGGGCCUUGAGAAUGAAUAACCUCCCUUCACGACCUUUUAUUUUUAAGUCUUAACUCCAUAAUAUCUACAUCUUUAUCUCUUUCUCUCUCCUGCUAUAUCCCCUAUUAAAACAUUAUUCACUAGAAACAUGAACUGAUCCAGGUGAAACCAACAAUCAGUCAUACUUACUGUGGUUUUUAACGUGAUGCGGAGAUAUAAAACACAAUGAGGAGCUUAAAGGAAUUGAACUGUCCACUGCCCGUCUGGAAAAACAAACCUUAAAUAAAAGGAAAAACCCA
Molecule: messenger RNA, 5106 nt
Organism: Oncorhynchus gorbuscha (pink salmon)
Lineage: Eukaryota; Metazoa; Chordata; Actinopteri; Salmoniformes; Salmonidae
Product: CCR4-NOT transcription complex subunit 4-like
Exons: 13
Coding region: 264-2810 (848 amino acids)
Biological process (GO): protein ubiquitination
Cellular component (GO): CCR4-NOT complex
Molecular function (GO): ubiquitin-protein transferase activity; RNA binding; metal ion binding
Source: RefSeq, a predicted model, not a curated record